AUAGGCCUACAGGUGAUUGAUGCAACGUAAAACCGUGCUUACCUUAGCUUUACGUCAUUAACGGUUAAGUAAAUUGAUACGUAUAAAAUCUAAACGUUGUUACAAACGAUCAGUGUUUAACGGAAACGGAGUGAGGGAAAGUUACCGGACAUAAAAGAAUACUCUGGAGAGUUUAAGAAAAAUUUAAUCCAAGUAAGGAAAAGGAAAAAUAUUUCGUAAAGUUAAAAGGCAUUUAAAUCAAGAUCUGGAAAGACAAUGAAAAAAACUUCCGUUUCCGUAUUUUUCGUGUUAAUAGGACUUGUGUGGGGUCAGGGGUUAGAUCAACCCGCUAGCGAUGGUUUUGUUACAGAUCCAAUAGGUCCCACAGAUCCACCGUUAUCAUUAGAAGCCGCGGCUAGUAUACCAGGUUUAGACACUGUCAUGGAAAAUCUGAGUUCGAGUUUAGGUGGUGGAAGCGUAGAUACUGGUGGAUUCGUUCCGGCUACCAUUGAAUUAACCCCAGUUGUUGACACGCAUUUACCAUCGGCAAGUGCAUCAAGUUCAAAGAGCAGUGUUCCUGAUCUCAAUAGUAUCCUCAGUGGAGGAUCAUCUAGCAGUUCUCCAGAUAGUUCAUCGAGCCAAGGAAGCCAAAGUGGAUCAAUGCUUGGUGACUCUUCACGGAGUGGAGGAGCGAUGAGGGAUAGUGGUGCGGUGCGAAGAGGGGGUGCGAUGCGAGGUAGUGGAGGUUUAUCGAGAGGUGGAGGUAUUGGUGGUUCUGGUGAUUUUAUGAGUAUGGGUGGUAUUGGUAUGCCUGCUGGUAGAGAUACAAGAAGGGGCAGUGGCAGAUCAGACAGACGAGAGUCUACUGGAAUGGGAGGCAGACGAGACCCAUUAAGCAUGGAUCCAAUGCGAAUAGAUAUUGGAGGUGAGGGAAUGGGAAUGGAAGGUGACAUCAGAAUGGGUAUGUCAGACAGACGUGAUUCCAUGGGAAUGGGUGGAAUGCGUCCCGACAGAAGCAUGGAUUUUAUGGGAAUGGGUGGAAUGCGUAUGGAUCCAAUGGGAAUGGGGCGUAGAGAUCCUAUGAAUAUAGGUAUGGGUAGUCCCAGGGAUUCUACUGGACUUGAAAGAAUGGGAACUGGACCUGACCCACGAGUAAGCGAUAAUGGGCGACGUGGUCGUAUGGGUAGCCGGGGAUCUGAUUUAGACAGACGUACAUUGGGUGGAACUGGUACAGAUAGAAGAUCAGGUUCUAGAGAUAUGCGCAUGGAUUUGUCCGCAGCAGGAUCACGUGAUGGCUUUCGGGCAUCAAGCGAAGCAGGAAGAACUGACAGAAGAAGUGGCGGCAGAAUAGAUGCUCGCCGUGGACCAACAGGUCCAAUGCCAGUAGGUUUCAUGCCAGGUAUGGGAUUCGACCCUCGUAUGGGUGGACCACGAAUGAUGGACGGAUCAAUAGGAGUACCUAUGAGUGGUAUGGGUAUGCCAAUGGGCGGUUUGCCAAUGCCAAUGGGUGGCAUGGGAGCAUCAAUGGGUGGUAGUGCAAUGCCAAUGGGUGGUAGUGCAAUGUCAAUGGGCGGUAUGCCAAUGGGUGGACGUGGAACAUCCAUGGGAGGUUUGCCAAUGAGUGGAGGCGCAACAACUAUGGGUGUUAUGCCUAUGAGUGGGGGUUUUCCUAUGGGAGGAAUGGGUGGCGGUAACAGGACUGGUUCUACUGGAAUUGCAAUGGAUCCUCGAUUUGCUUCUUCAAUGAUGCCAGGAUCUGUGGACCCAAGAAUGGCGCGAUUUGCUGCCAUUGGUGGAAUGCCUGGUGGUAUGCCAUCCGGUAUGAUGUCUUCUGGUGGUUUCAUGCCUUCGGGGACAUUUAGUAGCGGAAUGCCGGGGACAGGAAUGAUUGUGCCAAUGGGCUCUUUUCCAUUUGGAAUGCCAGGCGGAUUCAUGGAUUCGGUACCAAUGAGUGGAGCAAUGAUGCCUUCAGGAAUGGCUAGUGGCAUACCCAGCGGUAUGUCAGGUGGUAUGCCAAGUGGUAUGCCAAGUGGUAUGUCAGGUGGUAUGUCAGGUGGUAUGCCAAGUGGUAUGCCAAGUGGUAUGUCAGGUGGUAUGCCAAGUGGUAUGUCAGGUGGUAUGCCAAGUGGUAUGUCAGGUGGUAUGCCAAGUGGUAUGUCAGGUGGUAUGCCAUUUGGGGGUUUCGUUUCUGGUUUGCCAGCACGUGGUGGUAUGGGACCAACUAUGGGACCAUCUAUGAGAGAUUCUAUGAUGGGACCAAUGGGUAGCGGUCCAAUGAGCAGUGAAUCUUCAGGACGAUCAUUGGGCGUUGAUUCCAUGGGUAGAUCAUCUAGUAUGGUAGGCAUGGGCGGGGAAACCAUGGGUAGACGAAGUCCGAACGGUAGGGAGUCAUUCAGUAGUGGACCAAUGGGCUUAGAUAGCUUGAUGGGUGGUGGAGCUAUGAGAAGUGGUGAUAUGAUGCGUGGCAGGAUGUCAGCACGUGGGAUGAUGUAAAAAGAAAACCUUGUCUAAACAUAGACAUUACGCAUAAUGACGAAGAAAUACGGCAGCGUGUGGAGGCCAUUUAUGCAAGAAAAUCCAUAAAUAUUCAUGUUAUUUUUAUGUUGUUUUACCCAGUAAAAUAUUUUGUAUUUUCUCUAUUUCACAUUGUAAUGGUUAUUUGUAUUAAAAUACUUCCGUAAUUAUUCAUUUCUCACCUGUCAUGUGCAAUAUGCACGAAUAUUUCGAGAUAAAAAUGUUUUGGAUUGAACUGAACUAAUUAAAAAUCAGUAUCUCCUGUCGCUAUCUUGUUUUUCAGCUUUGUACAUUUGCUGUGUAUGUUAACGUGUUAUAUUUGCUUCUAUUUAUUUCUUUUCGACGGUUUUAUAUUAAAACUAAUAUGCAGAGUGACACAAAAAAUUCGAUAUUGUAAAUCGAGCACCACCCUGUACUUUGCACUGAGAUUUGUUUUUUUGUGAAUGUCUCCGUUGAAUAUGUGAUGUGAAUUGUGAAGAUGGAUUGUUAGUCCUGACGGUUGUAGAGAUAAAUAAAUUUUGUUUUAAAGUAA
This is a messenger RNA of Ruditapes philippinarum (Manila clam), 3025 nucleotides long. RefSeq names its product loricrin-like. The transcript has 4 exons. Lineage: Eukaryota; Metazoa; Mollusca; Bivalvia; Venerida; Veneridae. The coding region runs from base 256 to 2472 and encodes 738 amino acids. The record is from RefSeq and is a predicted model, not a curated record.